CUGAUUCCAUAUCAUCAUCUGUACGUCGGCGAGUCUCAAGAGAUCUGAACGCGUUAAAUACUGUACUAUAUGUUCCCACCGCACAAACCCACGUUUAGAAUUUUAUCUUCUCCUUCGAUGUGGGAACACAUAUGCUUCACGCGCAUUUAGUCGAUCUGUAGCUUAGCGUAGAUCGAAAAGAGAUCCGACGCUAUAUAUGCAGAGAGACACCAACGACUACUAGUCCAUCUGCAAUUCUACAAACAACCAAACCAACUGAACUCGUCGUCAUGGCAAGUCCUGGCUACCCUGCUUACUGUGUUUUACUUCUAGUGACUGUCUUCACUUUAAGCCCAGAUAGCUCCUUCUGUAGUGCUGCUCACCAAUCUAAACCACAACACAAGGCGGCAUUGUUUGUGUUUGGGGACUCACUCUUUGAUUCUGGGAACAACCAAUACCUCAAUGCUAGUAGCGGCAUGGGAGCUGGAUCAACUAAGCUGCCGUACGGGGAAACUUACUUCAAACACGCCACCGGUCGAGUAUCCGAUGGCCGCAUUGUCCCCGAUUUUAUUGCUCAGUUUGCUAAUCUUCCUCUGCCACCACCAUACUUGGAACCUGGUUCUCAUCAGUUUAGUGAUGGAACGAACUUUGCUUCUGCCGGAGCUGGUGUCCUGCCUGAAACUCAACCCGGAACGAUAAGUCUCCCUAGUCAAUUGAGCAAUUUUAAAGAUAUGAAGAAGUUACUGCAUCAGAAAUUGGGGGGAAAGGAGACCAAGAACUUGCUGGGGAGAGCGGUUUAUUUCUUCAGCAUUGGAGGAAAUGAUUACAUUAACCUCUUUACCCAAUACCCAAAAUCUUCUAAUAGCUACAAGAUGCAAUAUGUAGCAAUGGUGAUCAGAAACUUGACCAGUGUGGUCAAAGAAGUAUAUGAUUUAGGUGGAAGGAAAAUUGCAUUUCAGAAUGUGGCACCUUUGGGCUGCAUUCCUACAGUGAAAUCAGGAAAUCCUGAAGUUGGUAGUAAAUGCCUUGAAGAACCAUUAAAACUGGCCAGGCUACAUAACCGAGCUCUCUCUGUUGCACUCAAGAAGUUAGAGAGCCAUUUACCAGGAUUCAAGUACUCCAUAUUUGAUUACUACAAUGCACUUGGGGACAGGGUUAACAACCCUUCAAUAUACGGCUUCAAGAAUGGGACAUCUGCUUGUUGUGGCAGUGGAGCAUUUAGAGGGUCUAGUUGUGGAACAGAACCAUAUGAAUUAUGCAGCAAUCCCAGUGAGUAUGUGUGGUUUGAUGGUGGUCAUACAACUGAAACUGCUAACUUUCAACUAGCUGAGCUAAUAUGGAGUGGACCUUCAAACGUCACAGGACCUUACACUAUGAAACAGCUAUUUGAACAAUCUUGAUUUCAAGUUUCGAACAGCAUAUCUGCAUAUGCUAGUUAUUAAUUUGUAGUUCUUAAACCUCUUUCAUUAUCAGUCUGGGUUUUAGGAGGUCAUCUUGGAAGCUAGCCAUCGAACAUUUCUUUUUAUCAUCAUGGUUUAGUGGUAUCUUUUUCAGUCACGCCGCCCUGUGCUACUAUUACUUCAAUCAUCCUGGAAACUUGAAGUGCGGGUUUUCCCAGUCCAGACAGGACACAACUUGUUACAGAACAACUAAUGAAGAAGACAACAUUAUC
Messenger RNA from Argentina anserina (silverweed cinquefoil), 1651 nucleotides. Its product is annotated as GDSL esterase/lipase 1-like. Gene Ontology annotation, molecular function: lipase activity. Gene Ontology annotation, biological process: lipid metabolic process. The transcript is spliced from 5 exons. The record is from RefSeq and is a predicted model, not a curated record. NCBI's taxonomy places the organism in Eukaryota, Viridiplantae, Streptophyta, Magnoliopsida, Rosales, Rosaceae. Bases 270 to 1379 code for a protein of 369 amino acids.